Molecule: messenger RNA, 699 nt
Organism: Mesorhabditis spiculigera
Lineage: Eukaryota; Metazoa; Nematoda; Chromadorea; Rhabditida; Rhabditidae
Source: the annotation of a GenBank genome assembly
AUGGGUGAUCACUACGGCUUCUCAUUGACAACGUUCUCGCCGUCCGGCAAGCUGAUGCAGAUCGAAUACGCGCUGAACGCAGUGAAGAAUGGACAACCGUCUGUCGGGCUCCGCGCCGCUGAUGGCGUCGUCCUGGCCACCGAGAACGUCGGCUCACUGCUGUUCGAGGAUCAGCCGAAGAUCGAGAAGCUGAGUGACCACAUUGGACUCGUCUACUCAGGAAUGGCACCAGACUUCCGACUGCUCGUCAAGAAAGGACGAAAGAUUGCCAUGGAGUACGAGAUGGCCUACGGCGAGGAAAUCCCCACUGUGCAAUUGGUGACAAAGCUGGCGGCAGUGAUGCAAGAAUACACGCAGUCGGGAGGCGUGCGCCCCUUCGGAGUCUCCUUGCUAGUGGCCGGAUGGGAUAAGGAGCCGGGAAACGGCCGCCCUCUCCUCUUCCAAUGCGAUCCCUCCGGCGCUUACUUUGCCUGGAAAGCAACGGCACUCGGCAAGAAUGACGUAAACGCGAAGACGUUCCUCGAAAAACGGUUCAACGAGCAGCUCGAGUUAGAGGACGGUGUGCACACGGCCCUGCUCACCCUACGCGAAAGCUUUGACGUCGGCAUGAACGAGGACAACGUCGAGGUGGCCAUCUGCAACAAGACCGGCUUCCAUCGCCUCACGAAGCAGAAGGUCAAAGAUUAUCUGGGAGCGUUG